AUGCAUUGUGACGAGCAGAGAUUCGAAGCCGUAGUGGACGUUAUCCAGAACUCAUCGUCGUCAGCAAUACUUCGCAGGGCGGUGCACAUGACGUCGGGAUGGCGUGACUUACGAUGCGGGGGCAAUGCAAUCCUUCCCUGGACCAGAUUAUGUAUUGUACAUCGAUGGCAGACUUGGCGUUGUGGUGCCUUCGGUGCCUCACCUGGGGUGACCAUCGCAGCCGGUCACAGCCCCGAUCACUUCAGUGCUGCGCGCCGCCUCCUGUCGACCCGCGAUCAUCUUCUGCGCAAUGACAUGGGUGCUGCUUGCAAGGGGGGAACAACGCGAAGGACGGGGAAAUGGUGCACGUAA
This is a messenger RNA of Purpureocillium lilacinum, 351 nucleotides long. The record is from RefSeq and is a predicted model, not a curated record. Lineage: Eukaryota; Fungi; Ascomycota; Sordariomycetes; Hypocreales; Ophiocordycipitaceae.